CAAGCGUGAGCCACCGCGCCCGGCCAUCUGCGAUAGUUUUUCAUGGAUGCUUCUAGUAGUUUUUUGGAGGGAUGGUGUGUUAGGAACAAACUGCCCCAAAAAGCUUCUUGGUACUGCCGAUACUUCCCCCCAAACCUCUCCGUGCUGCCCACCCCUCCCCCUAAUGCUCUGCAACUCUUCUCCUUCCCCCAGGCCUCUUUACACUUCUAAGUCCUUACGAAGCCAGCAGACUUCACUUAUCAGACCUUGCUGCAAUAAACAAACCCCAAUUACAAAUCAUCUGGACCGCACAGGGGGAGGUGAUGGGAAGCAUAAACAAACUUUACCUACACCCUCCUGUAAUACACGUCACAAGCAGGCGCUCAAUCUUUGUGGUCCCAGAGAGAGCACGGAGAUGACAGCGUAUAUGCAUUUUGGUGCUGACGUGGACCUGGAGUGUGGACAGAGGAGUUACCAAGAAGAAUCCCAGAGACCAGGAUGUAAACUCUCAAUUCUAAUCAACACAGGUGUGGGCUCCGGGUCUGAGACACCAUUCAUCUCACACGAGGUAUGGCGAUAUCCGACACCACCCAGUACAACAGCUCUCUCUCCACCUGAAACCCGGACCCAGCUUGAUUCGCGGGUACCGGAUGAUGACGUAUCCUUGCACCUCGCGAUGAUUGGUUGGCGUAGAGGGGCGUCGUCCGUCAACGCAACUCGGAACCCCGACCUAUGUUAUCGCGAGAGUUAG
Molecule: messenger RNA, 730 nt
Organism: Symphalangus syndactylus (siamang)
Lineage: Eukaryota; Metazoa; Chordata; Mammalia; Primates; Hylobatidae
Source: RefSeq, a predicted model, not a curated record